GCUUUGUGUAUUAAAAAAAUAGGUUCUUCCCUGCUCUAUGUGAACACUGUCGCAAAACACAGCUUAGAAAAGCCAUCAAAAGCAACCAUUUUCCGCCAAAUACAAAGUUCUUUCUCUCGUACUACUGAACGAAACCAAUCAAUACUUUCUCUCCGAUCAUCCUUUUCAGGAUACAUAAAAGUUAGUUAGGGUUCCGGUAGAGUGAAGGAUGGCGGAACCAGCGAGUCCAGGCGGCGGCGGCGGAAGCCAUGAGAGUGGCGGCGAGCGGAGCCCUCAGUCGAACUUGCGAGAACAAGACAGGUACCUCCCGAUCGCGAAUAUUGGACGCAUCAUGAAAAAGGCAUUGCCUGCUAAUGGAAAGAUCGCUAAGGAUUCUAAGGAUACUGUUCAGGAAUGCGUCUCUGAGUUCAUCAGCUUCAUCACCAGCGAAGCAAGUGAUAAGUGUCAGAAAGAGAAGAGGAAGACGAUUAAUGGAGAUGAUUUGCUAUCAGCCCUGGCUACCUUAGGAUUUGAGGACUACAUUCAGCCACUGAAGGUCUAUUUGGCUAGGUACAGAGAGAUGGAGGGAGACGCCAAGGGAUCUGCUAGGGUUGGAGAUGCAUCUGUUAGAAAAGAUAUAGUUGGAAGUCAGCUUGGCUCCAAUACGCAGUUUGUCUAUGAAGGCUCUUUUGCACAAGGCUUAGACUAUGGAAACUCUCAAAUAUGAAUUUUGAAACAGUGAUUAGUCGUUUGCUGGUACAGAUGCCGAGUAUCUUCCGGCUUCUCAUCUUGCUGAUCUUUGUAUUAAGCUAUUCAAUAGCAACGUUGAUGCUUGUUUGAGAGAACAAGAAACAUAAAGGACUCCUACUAAUUUCUGGAUCAACUUUUUGCAAAUAUUUUUUGCUAUACUUCUAUUUAAAUUCUCUUCCGCUCUGUACAUACUGCUUGGUUUUGAAUUUUCACUGAGAACAAACCUUCUAUUGUAGUUUGUACAGCAUCUAAGUGUCCAAACAUUUGGAUCUGUUUUAUUCGUCCAUUUCUGUUAUUGAUCAUUGUUUUCUCCAAAAAAUAAAAAUAAAAAAAUCAUUGGCUCUUUU
Nicotiana attenuata is the source of this 1076-nucleotide messenger RNA. Its product is annotated as nuclear transcription factor Y subunit B-10-like. Lineage: Eukaryota; Viridiplantae; Streptophyta; Magnoliopsida; Solanales; Solanaceae. Gene Ontology annotation, biological process: regulation of transcription by RNA polymerase II. Gene Ontology annotation, cellular component: nucleus; CCAAT-binding factor complex. The coding region runs from base 209 to 706 and encodes 165 amino acids. Gene Ontology annotation, molecular function: RNA polymerase II cis-regulatory region sequence-specific DNA binding; protein heterodimerization activity; DNA-binding transcription activator activity, RNA polymerase II-specific. The record is from RefSeq and is a predicted model, not a curated record. The transcript is spliced from 6 exons.